AUGGCGUUUUCUGCUAAAUAUACUCCUCGGCCUAUCACCGACAUCUUCACCAGCGAUACAGACAUCAAUCGACGAGAAUGCCGUCGAACAGUCCCCAUGAAGGUUCUCAUUCUCGGUCUGGGACGCACAGGAACAGCUUCAAUGCGGACCGCCAUGAAGGAACUCGGAUAUGUCGACACCUACCACAUGAUGAACUGUUCGAUCGAAAAUCCCCCCGACGCUCUAAUGUGGAUGGACGCUCUUGCCGCCAAAUACGACGGAGUCGGAGCGCCCUUCACUCGCGCCGACUGGGACCAGCUGCUAGGAAACUGCCAAGCAGUAUGCGAUUGGCCGGCCGUUGCAUUCGCAAGGGAGCUCAUCGAGGCGUAUCCAGAUGCCAAAGUCAUCCUCACGAAUCGCGACGUCGAUUCCUGGCACGCGUCUACCAUGCGGACGGUCUUCUGGCGAGUUACAGACCCCGAGUUGAGGUGCCUGCAGUACUUUAGCUGGGCGGCGGGCAUGUACUACCCUAUGCUUAAGAAGUUCUUUGAUACGUUUUUCAGAGGGGAUUUUGAGAAUUGCGGCAAGGAGGUUUUCAUCAAUCAUUAUAAUGAGGUUAGGAGUUUGGUGCCAAAGGAGAAUCUGCUGGAGUUUAGAGUCCAGGAUGGGUGGGAACCGCUGUGUAAGUUCUUGGAGCAGCCGAUCCCGAUGGGAUGCAAGUUUCCCAAUACCAACGACAACCGAGACUUCGUGGCUAGAUCGAGAAGGAGGAAUAGGAUGCAGAUGCUCAACGUGGGAGUCAGGUUCUUGGAGAUCGCCAUGUUGGUUGCCAUUUGUGCAUUCCUUGUUUCCGUGUUGUGGCGACUAUGA
Molecule: messenger RNA, 849 nt
Organism: Cadophora gregata
Lineage: Eukaryota; Fungi; Ascomycota; Leotiomycetes; Helotiales; Ploettnerulaceae
Exons: 2
Coding region: 1-849 (282 amino acids)
Source: RefSeq, a predicted model, not a curated record